CCGUGUCCUGUCCGUAUGAUUAAAGUUGUUCCGUUUUGUAAUGAGCUCAGUUCCAAGUUCCAACCUCCACAUGCAAUCUCAUUGUCCAAACAAUAAUAGAUUUCAAUUACUUCAAAACUUUGUCAACCGUUAAUCACUUUCUUACCAUAUAAGAAAGAUACAAAUCUGGUAAUAUGAAAAGUUUGGAGAUUUUUGAGUAUUCCGUUGACUGAGAAGUGAAGAGUUGCAGUUGAAGCAAAAGGGUUUUUUUGUUUUGGAAGGAAGAUGGAAGAAGAAGAUAAGAUUGAAGAAGGCAGUGUGAGAUUGUUGGGUUGUAACAGUGGUGGUGAGUCGAGAUGGGUUGAUGGGAGUGAAGUGGAGUCAGAGUCACCACCGUGGUCUGUGCUGCAACCAGACGGUGGAUCAGGAGAUGGGUAUGGAUCCAUGAGGAGGCGCCUUGCGAAGAGGCCCAACAGAUUGGAUUCUUUGGAUGUUGAAGCCAUGGAGAUUGCUUCUGCGCAUGGCUACCACUCUAAAGAUUCUUCAAAUUGGCACAUUAUUGCUUUAGCAUUUCAAACACUUGGUGUGGUGUAUGGUGACAUGGGCACAAGCCCUUUAUAUGUCUUCAGUGAUGUAUUCAGAAAAGUGCCCAUCGAGUCAGAAGUCGAUAUCUUGGGGGCCUUAUCUCUAGUGAUGUACACAAUUACUCUUAUUCCUUUAGCAAAAUACGUUUUUGUGGUGCUCAAAGCCAAUGAUAAUGGAGAAGGAGGGACAUUUGCUCUGUACUCACUGAUUUGCAGGUAUGCCAAGGUCAGUAUGCUGCCAAAUCGUCAGACAGCUGAUGAACAGAUAUCAAGUUUUAAGCUUAAACUGCCCACCCCGGAACUGGAAAGGGCUUUAAAUAUAAAAGAGACUUUGGAAAGCAGAUCUUCCUUGAAAACCAUUCUAUUGCUUUUGGUUCUGAUGGGAACUUCCAUGAUUAUAGGAGAUGGAAUUCUUACUCCUGCAAUUUCAGUGAUGUCCGCCGUGAGUGGUCUACAUGGUGAAAUACGAGGAAUUGAUACAAAUUUUGUUGUCCUUGUUUCAAUCAUACUCCUUGUGGGAUUGUUCAGCAUACAGCAGUUUGGGACUGGAAAAGUGGGUUUCAUGUUUGCUCCUAUAAUUGCUUUGUGGUUCUUCUCAUUGGGAUCUAUUGGUUUUUACAACAUAGUGAAGUAUGAUCUUACCGUCGUAAGGGCAUUCAAUCCAGCUUAUAUCUAUCUCUUUUUCAAGAAGAACAGCAAAUAUGCUUGGUCAGCUCUUGGUGGCUGCGUGCUGUGCAUUACAGUUGAAGCAAAAGGGUUUUUUUGUUUUGGAAGGAAGAUGGAAGAAGAAGAUAAGAUUGAAGAAGGCAGUGUGAGAUUGUUGGGUUGUAACAGUGGUGGUGAGUCGAGAUGGGUUGAUGGGAGUGAAGUGGAGUCAGAGUCACCACCGUGGUCUGUGCUGCAACCAGACGGUGGAUCAGGAGAUGGGUAUGGAUCCAUGAGGAGGCGCCUUGCGAAGAGGCCCAACAGAUUGGAUUCUUUGGAUGUUGAAGCCAUGGAGAUUGCUUCUGCGCAUGGCUACCACUCUAAAGAUUCUUCAAAUUGGCACAUUAUUGCUUUAGCAUUUCAAACACUUGGUGUGGUGUAUGGUGACAUGGGCACAAGCCCUUUAUAUGUCUUCAGUGAUGUAUUCAGAAAAGUGCCCAUCGAGUCAGAAGUCGAUAUCUUGGGGGCCUUAUCUCUAGUGAUGUACACAAUUACUCUUAUUCCUUUAGCAAAAUACGUUUUUGUGGUGCUCAAAGCCAAUGAUAAUGGAGAAGGAGGGACAUUUGCUCUGUACUCACUGAUUUGCAGGUAUGCCAAGGUCAGUAUGCUGCCAAAUCGUCAGACAGCUGAUGAACAGAUAUCAAGUUUUAAGCUUAAACUGCCCACCCCGGAACUGGAAAGGGCUUUAAAUAUAAAAGAGACUUUGGAAAGCAGAUCUUCCUUGAAAACCAUUCUAUUGCUUUUGGUUCUGAUGGGAACUUCCAUGAUUAUAGGAGAUGGAAUUCUUACUCCUGCAAUUUCAGUGAUGUCCGCCGUGAGUGGUCUACAUGGUGAAAUACGAGGAAUUGAUACAAAUUUUGUUGUCCUUGUUUCAAUCAUACUCCUUGUGGGAUUGUUCAGCAUACAGCAGUUUGGGACUGGAAAAGUGGGUUUCAUGUUUGCUCCUAUAAUUGCUUUGUGGUUCUUCUCAUUGGGAUCUAUUGGUUUUUACAACAUAGUGAAGUAUGAUCUUACCGUCGUAAGGGCAUUCAAUCCAGCUUAUAUCUAUCUCUUUUUCAAGAAGAACAGCAAAUAUGCUUGGUCAGCUCUUGGUGGCUGCGUGCUGUGCAUUACAGGAGCUGAAGCAAUGUUUGCUGAUCUAGGCCAUUUCUCAGUACGAUCCAUACAGAUUGCUUUUACCUGUGUUGUAUUCCCCUGUCUCCUCUUAGCUUAUAUGGGCCAAGCUGCAUAUCUCAUGAAAUACCCUAAUUCUGCUGAAAGAAUAUUCUAUGAUUCUGUACCAGAUAGUCUUUUCUGGCCAGUCUUCAUAAUAGCCACAGUUGCUGCCAUGAUUGCCAGCCAAGCAAUGAUAUCUGCUACAUUCUCAUGUGUCAAGCAAUCAAUGGCUCUUGGAUGCUUCCCAAGGAUGAAGAUAGUUCACACCUCAAAGAAGCUAAUGGGUCAAAUUUAUGUCCCCGUAAUCAAUUGGUUUUUAAUGAUCAUGUGCAUCAUUGUAGUUUCUAUUUUCCGGAGUACUACAGAUAUCGCCAAUGCAUAUGGCAUAGCUGAAGUUGGUGUCAUGAUAGUGACCACCACCUUGGUGACAAUUGUGAUGCUUCUAAUCUGGCAGACCAACUUAAUUCUGGUGUUGUGUUUCCCACUUGUAUUUGGUACAAUAGAGCUUAUCUAUUUGUCCGCAGUUCUAUCAAAAAUCAAAGAGGGUGGUUGGCUUCCCCUUGUUUUUGCUUCUUGCUUUCUCUGUGUGAUGUACAUUUGGAACUAUGGUAGUGUGUUGAAAUACCAGAGUGAGGUCAGGGAAAAGAUAUCAAUGGACUUGUUGCUUGAUCUUGGCUCCACCCUUGGAACUGCAAGAGUCCCAGGUAUUGGGCUGCUAUAUAACGAGCUUGUCCAAGGUAUUCCCUCAAUUUUUGGGCAGUUCUUGCUUAGCCUCCCAGCUAUCCACUCUACUAUAGUGUUUGUUUGUAUCAAAUAUGUCCCAGUCCCAGUGGUGCCUCUUGAGGAAAGGUUUCUGUUUCGAAGAGUUGGCCCAAAAGACUACCAUAUGUUCCGCUGUGUAGCUAGAUAUGGUUACAAAGAUGUCCGGAAGGAAGAUCACCAUGCAUUUGAGCAACUUUUAGUUCAAAGUCUCGAGAAGUUUCUAAGAAGAGAGGCUCAAGAUCUGGCCCUGGAGAGAAAUUUAUUUGAGCCAGACUUGGACAGUGCUUCUGUGAGCUCGAUGGAUCAUGAAGUACUGGGUGGUUAUGGGAAUGAGGAGCUUGGGAUUCCACUGAUGCAUGAUAGGAGAUCCGAAGCAGGAACUUAUGCCUCAUCAGAUAUUGUCUCAGAAUUACCAUCUAGUGUCAUGCCUUCAGAAGAAGACCCGAGUUUAGAAUAUGAGCUUUCAGCUCUUCGAGAAGCAAUGGAUUCGGGAUUUACAUAUUUGCUUGCACAUGGUGAUGUGAGAGCGAAAAAGAACUCAUUUUUCUUCAAGAAACUAGUUAUAAACUACUUCUACGCAUUUUUAAGAAGGAACUGCAGAGCAGGUGCUGCAAAUAUGAGUGUACCUCACAUGAAUAUCCUGCAAGUUGGGAUGACAUAUAUGGUCUAAAACUCUUGAUUUGUUUGCCAUCUGAUGGAAUCUCUCCAUCUUAUUGAUAUAUUCAUUACAUUGGCUGCCUAUUUGAAGCUCUA
This is a messenger RNA of Pistacia vera, 3938 nucleotides long. RefSeq names its product putative potassium transporter 12. Gene Ontology annotation, biological process: potassium ion transmembrane transport. NCBI's taxonomy places the organism in Eukaryota, Viridiplantae, Streptophyta, Magnoliopsida, Sapindales, Anacardiaceae. The transcript is spliced from 14 exons. Bases 265 to 3855 code for a protein of 1196 amino acids. Gene Ontology annotation, cellular component: membrane. The record is from RefSeq and is a predicted model, not a curated record. Gene Ontology annotation, molecular function: potassium ion transmembrane transporter activity.